Messenger RNA from Perca fluviatilis (European perch), 9587 nucleotides. RefSeq names its product myosin VAa (gene myo5aa). The record is from RefSeq and is a predicted model, not a curated record. Gene Ontology annotation, cellular component: myosin complex; actin cytoskeleton; cytoplasm. Gene Ontology annotation, biological process: actin filament organization; vesicle transport along actin filament. Gene Ontology annotation, molecular function: actin filament binding; microfilament motor activity; ATP binding. Bases 226 to 5772 code for a protein of 1848 amino acids. The transcript is spliced from 42 exons. Lineage: Eukaryota; Metazoa; Chordata; Actinopteri; Perciformes; Percidae.
UCAUCCAUCGUACCCAGAAUGCAAAGUGAGCCACCGAAACCUCAGCAGCUUCAAGCUUUCCAGGUUAUCAUGGCGAUAAGAGACACAUCUUCCCCUUGAGUCCCUGCAGCAGCAACAAAGGAUAUCUCCCUCCUCUACAUGAAAACACACACAGAGUUCCAUGCAGAGCGGAGACCUGCCGGAGUUUUAGCCCAGAUUGGAGAAAGGACAUAGCGUGUAACCGUCAUGGCAGCGUCGGAGCUGUACACAAAGCGUGCUCGGGUGUGGAUCCCCGAUGCAGAGGAGGUGUGGAAGUCUGCUGAGCUGACAAAGGACUUCAAAAAUGGCGACGCCUCCCUGCAGCUCAUGCUGGAGGAUGGAACGAGCAUUGAGCACAAGCUGGACCCCAAGACGAAGAACCUGCCUUACCUGCGAAACCCCGACAUCUUGGUGGGCGAGAAUGACCUCACAGCACUCAGCUACCUCCACGAGCCGGCCGUGCUGCACAACCUCAAAGUCCGCUUCAUCGACUCCAAGCUCAUCUACACUUACUGCGGAAUCGUUCUGGUGGCCAUCAACCCGUAUGAGACGCUGGGAAUCUACGGGACAGACAUCAUCAAUGCCUACAGCGGCCAGAACAUGGGAGACAUGGACCCCCAUAUCUUCGCUGUGGCAGAGGAGGCUUACAAACAGAUGGCAAGGGAUGAGAGGAACCAGUCGAUCAUUGUGAGUGGGGAGUCCGGAGCCGGAAAGACGGUAUCAGCCAAAUACGCCAUGAGAUACUUUGCUACGGUCAGCGGCUCCACCAGCGAGGCCAAUGUAGAGCAGAAAGUCUUGGCUUCCAACCCCAUCAUGGAGGCAAUUGGAAAUGCAAAGACCACCCGAAAUGACAACAGCAGUCGCUUUGGGAAAUACAUCGAGAUCGGCUUCGACACCCGCUACCGUAUCAUUGGUGCCAACAUGAGAACGUAUCUGUUGGAGAAAUCACGAGUGGUGUUUCAGGCGGACGAGGAAAGGAAUUAUCAUAUUUUCUAUCAGCUCUGUGCAUCAUCCCAUCUGCCUGAGUUCAAGACUCUGAAGCUGAGCAGUGCAAACGACUUUUUGUACACCAGGCAGGGCCGCAGCCCCGUCAUCCACGGUGUGGACGACACCAAGGAGCUGUCCACAACUCGCAAUGCCUUUACAUUGCUCGGUAUUAAUGAGUCCUAUCAGAUGGGAUUGUUCCAGGUUUUGGCUGCUAUUCUUCAUCUGGGAAACGUGGAGAUAAAGGACAAAGACUCAGACAGCAGCCUCAUUCCUCCCAACAAUCGCCACCUGACGGCGUUCUGCGAGUUGGUAGGCGUGACCUACCAGGACAUGUCUCAGUGGCUGUGCCACAGGAAGCUGAAGACGGCCACAGAGACCUAUAUCAAGACCCUCCCCCGCCUGCAGGCCACCAACGCCCGUGACGCGCUUGCCAAACAUAUCUACGCCAAGCUCUUCAACUGGAUUGUGGAGCAUGUUAACAAAGCCCUAAUCACCAAUAUCAAACAGCACUCCUUUAUCGGGGUCCUGGACAUCUACGGGUUUGAGACGUUUGAGAUCAACAGCUUUGAGCAGUUCUGUAUCAACUACGCUAAUGAGAAACUCCAGCAGCAGUUCAACAUGCAUGUGUUCAAGCUGGAGCAGGAGGAGUACAUGAAGGAGCAGAUCCCCUGGACUCUGAUUGACUUCUACGACAAUCAGCCCUGCAUCAACCUCAUAGAAGCCAAGAUGGGCAUCCUGGACCUGUUAGACGAGGAGUGCAAGAUGCCCAAAGGUUCGGAUGAUUCGUGGGCUCAGAAACUCUACAACACCCACCUAAAGACCUGCUCCCUCUUCGAAAAACCACGCAUGUCCAACCGCGCCUUCAUCAUUCAACAUUUCGCUGACAAGCAGGUGGAAUACCAGUGUGAAGGUUUCCUGGAGAAGAACAAGGACACAGUGAACGAAGACCAGAUAAAUGUGCUGAAGGCCAGCAAGAAGUUUGACCUGCUGGUGGAGCUGUUCCAGGACGAGGAGAAAACCACCAGUCCCACUGGUCAGGUCCCUGGCACCGGAGGCCGGACCCGCCUCAGCAUCAAACCUGACAAGGGCCGUGACAAGAGCAGCAAGGAGCACAAGAAGACUGUCGGCUGCCAGUUUCGUAACUCUCUGCAAAUGCUGAUGGAUACUUUGAACGCAACCACUCCCCACUAUGUCCGCUGCAUCAAACCCAAUGACUUCAAGUUGGCCUUCUCGUUUGAUCCUAAACGUGCAGUGCAGCAGCUCAGAGCCUGUGGUGUCCUGGAAACCAUCCGCAUCUCCGCUGCAGGUUUCCCGUCCAGAUGGACGUAUCAGGAGUUCUUCAGCCGUUACAGAGUGCUGAUGAAGCAGAAGGAUGUGUUAUCUGACAAGAAGUUGACAUGCAGAAACGUUUUGGAGAAACUGGUGCAGGACCAGGAUAAAUACCAGUUUGGUAAGACCAAGAUCUUCUUCAGGGCCGGCCAGGUCGCCUACCUGGAGAAGUUGCGGGCGGACAAGUUGCGUGUUGCCUGCAUUCGCAUCCAGAAAACCAUCCGUUGCUGGCUGGCGCGCAAGAAGUAUCUGCGCAAGCGCAGCGCUGCCAUCACCAUCCAGAGGUUCACCAGAGGAUACCAGGCUCGCUGCCUGGCCAAGUUCAUGCGUCGCACGCAGGCGGCCACCAUCAUCCAGAAGUACCAGAGGAUGUGCAUGGAGAGGAAACGCUACAGGCAGAAGCAGGCUGCUGCUCUGGUCAUGCAGACGAUCCUCCGAGCUUAUAUGGCCCGGCAGAAGUACCAGGGGUUACUGCGGGAGCACAAUGCGGUGAUCAUUCAGAAGCGCGUUCGCGGCUGGUUGGCUCGGUGCUGGUACAAGCGCUGCCUCGUCUCACUCGUCUACCUGCAGUGCUGCUUCCGCAGGAUGAAGGCCAGACGCGAGCUGAAGAAACUGAAGAUCGAGGCUCGCUCAGUGGAGCACUUCAAGAAGCUCAACAAAGGCAUGGAGAACAAGAUCAUGCAGCUGCAGAGGAGAAUCGACGAGCAGACCAAGGACAACCGGUCAAUCAACGAGAAGCUAGUCAGUCUGGAGACUUCGUCCACAGCAGAGAGGGAGCGGAUGCGAGGCGAGCUGAGCCGGCUGCGCGGGGUGGAGGAGGACGCCAAGAACAAAGGCAACCAGGUGACCUCGCUGCUGGAGCAGCUGGAGAAGCUGAAGAAGGAGCUGAGUUCCACACAGAAGGAGAAGAAGACCAUCGAAGACUGGGCGCAAACCUACAGGGACGAAAUGGAGAAAAUGGUCUCGGAGCUGAAGGAUCAGAAUUGCUCGCUAAAGAAAGAGAAGGACGACUUGAACAGGUUGAUUCAGGAACAGAGUCAGCAGAUGACAGAGAAAAUGGCCCGUGCUAUAGUAGAGAAGACUCAGCAGCUGGAGACGGAUCUGAACGAGGAGCGAUCUCGCUACCAGAAUCUCCUGACAGAACACCUCCGCCUCGAGGAGAAAUACGACGACCUGAAGGAGGCGAUGGUUUCCUCGAACGUGUCCAAGCCUGGCCACAGGAGAACAGAUUCCACCCACAGCAGCAACGAAUCCGAGUAUACCUACAACUCAGAGUACGCCGAAUUGGAAGAAGGUUCCCGUGCUGCCGAAGAUGUGACACGAGGAAUGGACACCUCGCUGACCCUGAAGCUGCAGAAACGUCUCACCGAACUGGAGCAAGAAAAGCAGUCGCUGCGCAACGAACUGGAAAACCGAGAGGACCAGUUCCAGCGGGCUAGAGCCAGGGAUGACGUAGAGUUUAAAAAGGCUCGCGGGGCAGAGCUGGAGUACGAGUCCCUUAAGCGCCAGGAGCUGGAGUCGGAGAACAAGAAACUGAAACAUGACCUGGCGGAGAUUAGGCGAAGCCUGCUGGGUAAUGCAGCUACAGGCGCCGGGGCCCCGGGCUCCCCAGCUUACAAAGUGGUCUUGGAGCAGCUCAACGCCUCCUGUGAGGAGCUGGAGGUCCGUAAGGAGGAGGUGCUGAUCCUGCGCUCCCAGCUGGUCAGCCAGAAGGAAGCCUUGCACCACAAGGAUGAGAAGGAGACUAUGACCGAGCCUUCCACCUAUGUUGAGGAUGUGUCCAAACUGAAGGACGCUGGUGAACUCAAGCAAGCUUACAUAGGCCUCAAAGACACCAACAGGUUACUGGAGCACCAGCUGCAGACUCAGCGGAGAAGUUACGAUAGCGAGGUGGAGUCGUUGCGCGGCGAGCUGCAGAAUGUCAAGGAGGAGAACAACCGUCAGCAGCAGCUCUUGGCCCAAAACCUCCAGCUGCCCCCAGAGGCCCGAAUCGAAGCCAGUUUGCAACACGAGAUCACCCGGCUCACCAACGAGAACUUGGAACUCCUGGCUGAAGAUCCCACAGCAUCCAGAGAGGCGCGAGUCAUCAUUUUACGACGGAUGGUUGAUCUAAUGGAGCAGCUGGAGAAGCAGGACCGAACCAUCCGCAAGCUCAAGAAGCAGCUGAAGGUUUACUCCAAGAGGAUCGGCGAGAUGGGCGCGGGUCAAACCGAGGGACAGACGUCUCCAGGACAGAUGGUGGACGAGCCGAUUCACCCUGUCAACAUUCCCCGGAGGGAGAAAGAUUUCCAAGGGAUGCUGGAGUACAAGAAGGAGGAUGAGCUCAAACUGGUCAAGAACCUCAUCCUUGAGCUGAAGCCUCGGGGUGUAGCUGUGAAUCUGAUCCCAGGUCUGCCAGCCUACAUCCUGUUCAUGUGUCUGAGACAUGCAGACUACGUCAACGAUGACCAGAAGGUCCGCACCCUGCUCACCUCAACCAUCAACAGUAUUAAGAAGAUCCUCAAGAAACGAGGAGACGACUUUGAGACGGUCUCCUUCUGGCUGUCUAACACCUGCCGCUUCUUGCACUGUCUGAAACAAUACAGCGGCGACGAGGCCUUCAUGAAGCACAACACGCAGAGGCAGAAUGAACACACUCUGUCCAACUUCGACCUGGCAGAGUACAGACAGGUGAUCAGUGACCUGGCCAUCCAGAUCUACCAGCAGCUGAUCAAAUGCAUGGAGAACAUCCUCCAGCCCAUGAUAGUCUCUGGCAUGCUGGAACACGAGACCAUCCAGGGCGUGUCGGGGGUGAAGCCCACAGGUCUGCGUAAGAGGACAUCUAGUAUCGCCGACGAGGGCACCUACACCCUGGACUCCAUCCUGCGCCAGCUCAGCGCCUUCCACUCCACCAUGUGCCAGCACGGCACCGACCCCGAGCUCAUCAAGCAGGUUGUGAAGCAGCAGUUCUACAUCAUCGGAGCCGUCACUCUCAACAACCUUCUGUUACGCAAGGACAUGUGCUCCUGGAGCAAAGGCAUGCAGAUCAGGUACAAUGUGAGCCAGCUGGAGGAGUGGCUCCGAGACAAAGGUCUGAUGAUAUGCGGAGCCAAGGAGACUUUGGAGCCUCUGAUCCAGGCCGCUCAGCUGCUACAGGUGAAGAAAAAGACUGACGAGGACGCCGAGGCCAUCUGCUCCAUGUGCCUUGCCCUCACCACUGCUCAGAUCGUGAAGGUCCUGAACCUCUACACUCCAGUCAACGAGUUUGAGGAGAGAGUAUCCGUUGCAUUCAUACGAACCAUACAGACCCGCUUGCGAGACCGUUGUGAGAGUCCCCAGUUGUUGAUGGACACCAAGAUGAUUUACCCGGUCACUUUCCCAUUCAACCCUUCCUCCCUCGCCCUGGAAACCAUCCAGAUCCCCAGCUCGCUCAACCUGUCGUUCCUCACCCGUGUCUAAACCAAGGCCCCACAGGCCGGCUCUGAGCCCCGCUGCCAUUUUGAUGUAGUGGCCACAGUUGGAAUUGCAAGUCACAUGACACUUACUGGCUCUCAAGACUUUCUACGAAACAAUCGUCACGUCAAUAAAAAAAAAAUAUAUAUAUAUAUAUAUAUAUCGCAGGUUCAAACCCAUUGCUUCUACUAUGACUACUCCACCAAUGUUACGCUGUGAAAACAGUUAGGCACUAGUUAGGCAGACUUUUAUGGUCCAAGAGGCUUUCUGGUAAAGCACAUAGAGCUGGAUAUUCUUGCUAAAAAAGUCAUUCGGACUUACGAUGUGAGGGACAUGGCCUUUCCAAAUUGCUGUUAAUAACAGCGCCCCCAAGCGGCUGAUUGGGCUCAUAUUUCUUGGAAAGCACAUCGCUUCCAGUUAUUGGACCAAGUUUCAUGUUUCUUGCUUGUUCCAGCUCACGGAAAUUUGGGUCACUUUGGCAGCAACAAAUAACAAAUCAUUAUCCCCCUUCAGCUUUUUAAUCCUUAAAAUUCCGAGCGUCACAAACACAAAUUAGGAUUUGUAUUAACACAAUUUGAGCAACAAUGUCCAAACAAUUAACUGAGAAGUCAAGAUUGAAGACUCAAAGAGAUUCUAAUUCAGAACUCUCCCUGGUUUGAACCUGUAAAUUGACACAUACAAUUAAACACACAAACCCAACCACAUGCUGAACUUUCAGCCUGCAUCUGUACAAUACUCGCAUCCUCUGAACAUACACAUGCACGCCUGCACUCAACGUGCACCUUCUCUCUUACAAAACGCACCGAUACACACGAAACCCGCGGUCGCUGCCGCUGGUUCAAACCUGGCUGUAAAACGGCAUCAUCCAUCCGCUGCUUGUAAAAACGCCUGCCUCUUAGAGAAGCCACAGGACCAGUUCAAUGCUUCCAGUACUCGCUCUCCAUCGACACCUGGGCCUGUCUUACUGGUCUUGACCCUGUUUACCCCAGCUCCCUUCUCUGUGUUUUAACUAGCUGUUAAGAUAGUUAUUGUUGUCAUCGUCUCGUUCUCCGGUGAGAAUGUACGUACCAAUACACAGGAGCGGGCCCGAAAGGAGGUGUUGAGUCCUCGCAAAGAGAAAUAACUUGAUAAGCUGUAGUGUAGCUUGGUAUGUGAGGUCUCUAUUUAAUAGGCAAAGUGAAUUCUGAGUCCCAGUCAGAUGCCAGCUGAGUGAUACCGUGCUAAAAUUAGCUCUCUCCACCCCAUGUUGAGGUAACCUGGACCAGGCUUCAUUCUGUAUGUUGACAUUUUACUCUCUGAACACAGUCAGGCCAAGACAGAACUCAUCGUCUGUACUAUAUUAUUUAUACAUAUAUAAAUAUGAAUAAUAUAUAUCUUGUAUUUUAUUUAUUGCAUUUACCUCCGUCCCCACCCUCCCUUUUUUAGAUUAGAAGCUUUUUCUUUGCAGAAAACAUGUCCAAUAUAUAUGAAGGAUGGGACCAUUUUUAACAGCUUUGUAAGGACAAUUUUAGUUUUAGUUCCAUUGCAGGCUAUUUAUGUCAACAUCAGGUAAAUUAUGUAGUAUAGUUUUAGGAGUGCCCGCACAGACAAUUAUUUUUUAGGUCACGUCUUCAUUUAGUUGUGUCGCAAUAUCAUGUUUUUAUCCUGCAUGUCUGUCAGAUUAAGUGUAGCACAGGUUUUAAGUGAGAAGAGAUUUCAAAGGUACAAGGUUUAAGCUCUGACAAGGGUUUAAGCUGCUACAGUCUAUACUGUUUACAGCUGUGACCAGAGCUGAGAAUCACAGGAAACACUUGGACAAAGAUAUUUACUCACACACACACACACACACACACACACACACACACACACACACACACACACUACACUUUGCUUACUGCUGUAUCACUGGGAGUUUUGCCCUCCUAACAGCUUUCCUCUCUCGACUUGUCUUCUCUGGUCACAGCUCUAGUCAGAGCAUUGAAACGGUUUUACUAUUAUCAAUGUGGAACUAUUUAUUUCAGUAUUGUCAUUUUCUUAAGUAUCAAAGUUAUGUAUAUCGUGAAGCCAUGUAUCACUGAGCAGAAUGGACGGAAAAAGGUUUUUCUUAAGUUGGUUUUGGAGAGUUUGUAUUAAAAUGUGUUUAGCUUUCCAACAAUGUUUUCUGCUUUAUUCCCACACGUACACUAACUGCAGCUUUGUGGACCGAUUCCACCCUAUGCCUUCCUGUUUAGUGGCCAAGAAAGCACAACAUGGGCCUUUUUAAUACCGAAAAACAACCGAUUAUGUUUGCGCUUUUUCUACAUCAGGGUUAAGUUUAGAGUUACUUACAAAUCGGUACCUUUUUUUGUUUAACUGUUUUGUUUAGUCUUAAACCAUUAAUCUAAGGAAGUAUAGAUCAAAAUGUUUUUGCACUACAGAGAGCUGGGGAUAUAUCAGUGAACUUGCUCUGGUGAAGAUAGAGAGAAAUAAAAAAUAUUUUAUCAAUUGAAGUAUCUCAUUAAAUGCCAUAUUAAGCAGAUCACUCUCCCUCUGACAGGAACUAGCUACAGACUAACACAAAUUGGAAGUGGAGUAAAGAGAAGUUGGUAUGUGUAAUUGUUUUGUGUUGCACCUGUAUUUGAAAAUAAUUGGAUAUCCAUAUGCUCUCAUCGGGACCACAUGUUAUCAGUCUGCCUUUUGUUAUAGUUUGGAAUAGUAGGUAGUUUAAACUAUGGUUUGUGUAAAGAGUACAUAUCUGUGGGAAGGAAGACUGUAACUGAAGGAAUAAUUAACCAUAUGAAUGUUUCUAAAUGUUAAUAAAGUGUAUCAUGUUAGCUGCACAUUGUUGGACAAAGCCUUAUCUGAAUUAUUUGCUAUCUGAAUGACUUAAAACACAUUAUCAACAUUGUGGCAUUGUUCUGUCAUUAAAAUGAAUAUAAAUUGUUAUGUUUAAUGCCAUAAGUUAACCAGAACUAUGGGAGUCUGGACGCUUGGCCAAAAGGAACAAAAGGAUGGAGGUCCUACAGUUGGUGUCACAGAUGGGUUGCACUGUUUAGCCAUCAGUCCAAAUGCACUUUUUAGACAUUGCGGAGGAAGUCCGAUAAAUGAUAGAUGGAUAAGGAUUGUAAAAAGAAAUACUUUUUUCUUUUGACUCCCACCACCUUUCUACUGAGCUGCAACCCAUAAAGCCCCCUCUACAAGAUUCCCUGUGCGAGUGGGCACUUCACUUUCUUAAUCAGUGAUUUUUCUUGCUGUUUUAUUAAAACUAUCAAUAACCCAAGCCACAAGUGAAGAAGACACGCACUCUUGUGAAUGUCAGUGAUGCAGCACCAGCCAUCUCAGACUCGGUCAGACAAUCCGUGUGGACUGAUGUAUUGAGAGUGCAGAGUGGGUAGGCUGGCCUAGUUUAGAGGAGAAAAACCACGGUCAUUCAUUGGGUCGUAUUGUUGAGCAGAGCUGCAACGUCUUUUUGCCCUGGGCUUCUCUUGGGCUCUCAAAUGGGAGAAAGUGUCAUUCCUUCACUCUGCAUUUUUACAUUAAGGAGAGAGGUGGUUGUAUGAUACAAUGUAGACAUUAUAAAUGACCAUUGUUCUUAUGAGCACUAGCAUUGAUUGUGCCAUUUUAAAAAAUUGUUCAAACGGAACAUACAGUAUAUCAUCAUCCCAGCUGUUGUGGUACUGGUGUGAACAUGCUGAAGCCAGUACCAAACGUUCCCUCUCUGACCCAUGUGUACAUUUGACAAACUGUACUGUUUGUAGUUUCUGCUAGCUGUGCUUAGUGAAUGUGUUCACCGUUAAGAAACUAAGAAACUUGGAAUAAAUUGUCAAAUCUGUAAAAGUAAAAUAAAAGAAUUCAGCACUGUU